Meloidogyne enterolobii is the source of this 744-nucleotide messenger RNA. The record is from the annotation of a GenBank genome assembly. Lineage: Eukaryota; Metazoa; Nematoda; Chromadorea; Rhabditida; Meloidogynidae.
UUUUGCCCGAAGGCAGCAAUAUUACCCACAAAUUAAUUCUGUCCCUCAUGAAAUGUCUUCUCUUAUUGGAGAUGUUCAAUCAAUAGCCAAAGUUUUCUUUUUCUCUCAAAAAUAUUUUUAUUUUUCCUUUUAUAAAGACUCAAAUGUUUCCACCAAAUAUCCAGCCUUCCACAGAGGUAAUUAGAACUCCCCAAACAUUCGGGACAAUCCUUCAAUCACCCCCUGCCCCCCACCAACAAUUAUUAUUUCCCCAACAAUCUACUUCAAACAACAAUUACAUGCCCGAUUUGGCUUCUUCUCUAGCUGCACAUCAACAAUAUUUGUUGUUAGCACAACAGCAACAAUAUUUGGAGCAACAAAAACAACAGAUUCACUGUCAACAGCAACGUCAACAAAUUGCUUCUUCCUCAAUUGCCUCAACAUCUACUUCAAUCCCUUAUGUCCAUCAAAACUAUCCCCAACAACAACCCCAAACCUCCCAACAACCCAUUUUUCCUCUAAAAGUUUCAAAUCAAAAUUUAGCCAGUUCUUCUUUUGAACAUAAAGAAAAGCCUCAAUUAAUUCAAAAAAUGAAAUCACCCGAAAAUCCUAAAAUAUUGGCAGAAAAAGAAUUGGAAUUACAAGCUAAACGAAAAGCACAAGAAAAUGCUAAACAAAGAUAGAAGACAGUUAAGUGCUAGAGAACGAACUCAAGGUAUACAAGAGAAAUUGCAAAGUAUUCCAGAUCCAAUACAUUUGGCCGGU